Melitaea cinxia (Glanville fritillary) is the source of this 1231-nucleotide messenger RNA. Its product is annotated as gelsolin-like. Bases 47 to 1093 code for a protein of 348 amino acids. Gene Ontology annotation, cellular component: actin cytoskeleton; cytoplasm. The record is from RefSeq and is a predicted model, not a curated record. The transcript is spliced from 11 exons. Lineage: Eukaryota; Metazoa; Arthropoda; Insecta; Lepidoptera; Nymphalidae. Gene Ontology annotation, molecular function: phosphatidylinositol-4,5-bisphosphate binding; actin filament binding. Gene Ontology annotation, biological process: barbed-end actin filament capping; actin polymerization or depolymerization; actin filament severing.
GUUUAGUGUUGAACAGUCACCGAACGGAGUGAGACGUACUAAUAUAAUGCCUGGAGUGCACGCCGCUUUUGCCAACGCUGGGCAGAAGGCUGGGUUAGAAAUAUGGAGGGUUGAGGACUUCGAGCCCGUUCCAGUGCCUCCUCAUCAGUACGGUAACUUCUACAGCGGAGACUCCUAUAUUGUUUUAAAGACUGUAGGCACAUCCACUUUCUCCUGGGACAUACACUUUUGGCUUGGUUCAAAGACCAGCCAAGAUGAAGCCGGCACGGCUGCCAUAUUGUCCGUGAACCUCGAUGAUGGGCAAUUCAACGGGAACGCCGUACAGCACAGAGAGACACAGGGCUACGAGUCCAAACAGUUCUUGGGGUAUUUUGAACCAGCUAUUCGUUACCUCGACGGCGGACACGCGUCUGGUUUCAACCACGUGACUGUGAACGCGGGCGCGGAGAAGAGACUGUUCCAGAUCAAGGGCAAACGCAAUGUCAGAGUGAGACAGGUGGAAGUGUCAGUGACGUCAUUGAACAAGGGCGACUGUUUCAUUCUGGACGUGGACCAUGACAUCAUGGUGUACGUGGGAGAGAAGGCCAAGAGCGUGGAGAGGCUGAAGGCCAUCACCGUGGCCAACCAGAUACGAGACCAGGACCACGCUGGACGCGGCAAUAUUGAAAUUAUUGAUCCGUACUCACACGAAGGAGAUGUGGGGAAAUUCUUCGAAGCUCUCGGAUCUGGUGAUCAGGACUCCGUGGCAGAGGCGGAGGAGGGAGGCGACGAUGAGGACUUCGAACGCGGCGCCACUAAAGAGGUGUCUCUCAGCGAAGUGUCUGACAGCUCUGGUUCGUUGCAGAUCAAGAAACUAUCUGGACCGUUCACGCAAGAACAGCUGGACACUAAGGAAUGCUAUAUUUUGGACACCGGUAGCAGCAUUUACGUUUGGAUCGGAAAAGAGGCUAAUGGAAAGGAAAAAUCUGAAGCUAUGAAGAAGGCCCAACACUACCUUGAAAUCAACAACUACCCAGCUUGGGUGCACAUUUCCAAAGUUGUGGAAGGAGCGGAACCGACUGCAUUUAAACAACACUUUCAAGACUGGAUCUAAUUGACGGCGAUUUAUUUUUAAUAAUGACAUUUUAAUUAUUAUUUUUUUCACGUUAUUAAUUUUAAGAUUUUUAUGUUUAUUUUUUAUUAAUUGUACUGGUGUACGUUUGUCAUGCACAAAAUAAAUGUUAACUUAUAG